This is a messenger RNA of Funneliformis mosseae, 277 nucleotides long. Lineage: Eukaryota; Fungi; Glomeromycota; Glomeromycetes; Glomerales; Glomeraceae. The record is from the annotation of a GenBank genome assembly.
AUGUCCACUAAUUCAGAAUCGAUAGAAUGGAUAGAACAAAGUAUAAAUAAAGAAGAUAUUAAUUAUUUUAAAUAUAUUGGAUUUAAUAAUAUAAUAGAGAUAGGUAGCGGAGGAUUCAGUAAGGUUUAUAGAGCGAAGUGGGAAAAUGAUACAUACGUUGCAUUAAAAUCAUUUCAUUUAGAUACUGUUAAAGAGAUUGUUAGAGAGUUUAAAUUGCAUCGAAGAGUAGAUUUUCAUGAAAAUAUAAUACGGCUUUUAGGGAUCACUAAAGAUUCAG